GAAGCGGUUUCUGCUCAGAGCCGCCCGUCUGCGCUGCCUUUGGGGUGGUGACUAUUUUCUGUAGGGCGCCUCCCCAGUCCUUAGCCGCAGGUGGCUGGCUUCUUCGGUCUAACUGUGCGGUGCUAGCGUUCCCUCACAAACGCGCGGACUCUUAAGGCGGCGGGAGCUGGAUCUUUACGACCGCGCGCUCGGUCUUCGCCGGGUGAGGCGGCCAUGGGGCAGCCGCCUGUCUUGCUGUUGCUGCUGGGCUGGAGCGCGAUGCUGCUCUCCCCGCUGCUCUCCCUUUCCUCGACGCAAAAUGGACCUUUCUCCAAGAAUGAUAGCCUAGGACCAAGAUCCUUUCCACUUUCAGUACAAGAUGAAUAUGAAAAAAUCCCAUUAGAAGAUAUUGAUGCUGAAAAUGAUUCAGAACUUGGAUCAGGAUCUGUCAAUCAAAGUAGAAUAAUUGGAGCAACACGAAUACGCUCAGCUUAUCAGAUCUCCACAGACACUGAGCAAUACUUGACUAGUGGAUGGCUGACCCUUUUUGUUCCAUCAGUCUACACCCUAGUUGUCACAUUGAGUCUUCCUCUGAACAUUAUGGCAAUUCUUGUGUUCCUGAUAAAAAUGAAGGUGAAAAAGCCAGCUCUAGUCUACAUGCUCAACCUGGCUUCUGCUGAUGUACUCUUUGUGAGUGUGCUUCCUUUUAAGAUUGUAUACCAUUUUUCUGGAAACAACUGGGCAUUUGGACCUGAAAUGUGUCGUUUUGUCACUGCCACCUUCUACUGCAACAUGUACUGCUCCAUCCUGCUGGUGAUGGUGAUAAGCAUUGAUCGUUUCCUGGCAGUGGUGUACCCAAUGCAGUCUUUGUUGUGGCGCACACUGAGACGUGCUUCUGUAAUAUGUGUUGCCAUCUGGAUUGUAGCCAUAGCUGGAGUGAUACCUCUGCUUAUCAAUGAGCAAACACAAAUAAUACCUCAGUUAAAUAUUACAACUUGUCAUGAUGUGUUAAAGAAAGAUGAUCUUGAAGGAUAUUACCUUAUUUUUUUCACCAUUUUCUCUUCAUUUUUCUUUUUUGUGCCAUUAAUUGUUUCUGCUGUUUGCUAUGUGUGUAUCAUCUGGUGUCUUAGCUCUUCAAAUGUUGCUGCAAAGCAGAGUAAGAAGAUGCGGGCUUUACUCCUGUCUGUGGCUGUUUUCUCCAUUUUUAUUAUGUGUUUUGGUCCAACAAAUGUUCUUUUGUUAAUUCAUUACAUCAAUCUUUCUUACAAAAGCUACUUGGGGAAUAUCUACUUUGCCUAUCUCCUCUGUGUCUGUAUUAGCAGUAUAAGUUGCUGCAUUGAUCCUUUGAUCUAUUAUUACACCUCUUCUGAAUGUCAGCGACACCUUAGCAAUCUCUUCUGCUGCAAGAAGACUUCUGAAUCUUGCACUAGUAGUACUAGUGGCCAGCUAAUGACAAGGACCAGUCGAAGGGGAACUUGCACCAGUACACUUGGGAACAGUGUCUCCCGGAAGCUAUUAACAUAGGGUUGUAUCCAAAGUAGACCCAUUGAAAUUAACGGACCUAAGUUAGUCAUGUUAAUUCAUUUCAGUAGGUCUACUCUGAGUAUAACUAACAUUGGAUACAACCCAUAAUAUUUUAUGGGGAAAUGUACAUUUUGUGCACUUAUGGUUUAUAUAGCUAUUUUUAAGGUUUUAUACUUAAGAAUUGUCAUAUGUACACAUUUUCCACAUGAUUAGUAUAUUUUAUUAACAGAAUGUGUGCCAUUAUAAAAGAUAAGGGAGUACAAGGACCCUGAGAAGGGUUGAAACAGUGUUUCUGUGUGAAAUCUGUACCCAAAUCUCACUGUAUAACUCUGAUCCCUCUGAAAUAUUAUAACUAGGUCACUUAAGGUUAAUUACAUUGGUAACCAUCAACAUCUAAUAUCUGCCUCUAAUCAUGUUUCAUUAAUACAGAAAGCAUGCAAACUCCUGUACAGCCUUUAAAUUGUUAAGCUGUGGUCGCCACAUUAAAAUAGUCCUCUGGGUUAGAUCACUGUUUCCAUUUACAAAUGGGCUAUGGAUGCUUAGAGAUACUGGUUUUAUUCAAGGCUGUCUACUGACUUCAUGACUAAAGAGAUUUGAGCAAAAUUUCCAGUGUUCAGUUGGUUUCAUGAAGAUGGUGACGCUGAAGGUAGUGUCAUGGCCCCGUCAGAGGACUCAUCAGACGAGGAUGACUUGGGAGUAACAGCAGCAGACCCAGAAGGAGAAAUGGAGGAAACUCCUGAGAACCCAGCUCCUUCUCCCCCUCAGCUGCAGAGCACCCCAGACACAGCUGAAGCCCUUCAGCCAGACGCAGAGAGUGAACAGGAUACUCCCCUCUCACCUGCAGAACGUAGACAACAGAAGGUCAGGCAGAAGAGGGGCAGGCCUGUCCACUUAAGGCCAAAACGCUGAUGGCUCACACCUGCUGACAAACCUGCUCCUUAAAAGUCAAACCUUGGCUUCAGCUUGUUGCUGACUACAACGUCAGGCGUGACCACUGCGUGUCUUCCUAUCCCCUGAACCUUGACUUGGACUGAUCUCUCAGCAAACUAGACCCCGACCUUCACUGACGUCUCUUCUGGAUUUCUGGCUUGGCACGUAAGCUUUGAACGGCCUCUGCCCUUAUCUUGCUUCCUCCUUGCUAGCCUGGCAGAUUUAUAGCCAAGCACGGCCUGGCAAUUACCAAGGAAUCUCCAGCCCUGCCUGCACCCCUACCGACACUGCUGUCUCAGUGAAGAGCUGACAGGUAGUGUCCUCUGACCCCUGCAGUUUGUUUUAAAUCUCUUAUUCUAUCUCAGCUUUUCCCCCUUUUCUUUAAUACCUUUGUUUUUAGCAUUAUUGCAAACCCCUUAGAAACAGGGGAGUUAAAAGAGUUUGUUUUUAAAGCCUUUAGCUAUUAUGACUGUAUUAUCAGUUCAGCCAGCACAGAUGUGAGGGAGUUUCCUGGCACUGUUGGUGGGCUUAAAAUCAAACAAACUCAGUAAAAUACAACUGGGUGAAAACAGUUUCCGAGGUUAAGGAAAUUGUUGAAUUAAAGGAACUGAGCUCAGACACAAAAGAACACAAAAGAAAUCAAAGUGAAGCACACUGGUGGAACAAGUCAGUAAAAGACAAAUAUCAGUUUGCCUACCAGUGAGUUGGCCGGAAAAGAACUUGGGGUGGCUGAAAGCACUUGAAAGAACUGUGAUUACAGCUGCAACAUGGUAAAUAAGAGAAAGUUUUGUGGUGAUGUACAUGAAUUUUUUUCUCCUUCAAGGAAGCAGAGCAGAAUAGAAGAUUACUGCCAAGUUUCAGUAAUAGUUUAUUGUUUAUAGCCGAUGGCCAUUAUAAUAUAAUAAAAUGUGUAUACAUCAUUUGAGACACAUUAGGAUUCAAUCCAAUAAUAGAUAGGUAAAACCCUAGGCUUUCAAAAGCUAAUUAAAAUAAUUAUAAGAUAAAAUUUGCUUCAUUUAUUUAUUUAUUUGAGUUAGAAGUGUACUCAAGUGGUCCCCCCUUUACUGAUGGGGCUAGUGUGUUUUAAGGAGGUCAUUCUAAUCUUCGCUGCAGCUAACCAGAACAGGGCUACCCUAUAGGUAACAAAUUUGUCUUUGUCUGCCAGCAGCCAUCUUAUCUUAAAUUUGUCUGGCUGGCAUUCUAAUAAGGUCUGAAAGGGAAGGAAGAAUUUGGUCCUUGGUGAGUCGUAUAGGGCACAAUAUAAGAUACAAUGCUCCAUGCCUUUGAUUUGCCCUGAACCACAUAUACACAAACAGUCUUCUAAUGGUUUUUUUGUGUAUCUACCAACCAGAUAUCCAGUGGGCAUCAGUUGAAAUCUGAGUUGGGUAAAAGCCUUUCUUACGGGGGGAAAAGUUAGCUCCUGCGAAUAGGAGGCCCUUUCAUGAUCUAAUUUAAUUUUGCCAAACCAGGUGGCGAAUUUACAGUUUUUUAAAUACUGCCAAGUUCAAUCUACAGCAUUCAAGGACAGCCAGACCCUUCUGCAAAAUCUGUUCCCAUGCUUGAAUUAUGAUACGCCAGUGCCCUCCAACAAUGAUAAGAGGAAGUGAAAACAGCCAAGAUAGGGAAAGAUAUAAGGUCCAAUAGAAAAGACAGUUCUGCAAAAUAAAAAACGCACACAGCACUGUCUGUUGGUAGCUACAACACUGCAGUCUAUCUAUACCACUUUGAAUUCCAUAGACCAGAAAAACACAUUUUUUCUAUGGUAGAGAGCAAGAUAGUAGAAUCUCUCCCUAACUGUAAACUGAUGGAUAUAGAUAAAAAAUUAGAUACAUUUCAAAAAGUACAAUACAAAAGGAAUAAAACACCAUAUAUGGGUAGGACCUUUGGGAGUGGGGAGAAGCAGUAACUAGGUAAUAGUUUGAUUUUGCAAACAGACCAGUUGGUAAUAUUUUAUCCUGGAGAGGUCAUCUCCCUAACUGGAACACAAAACAUAGAAUAGUACAGCAUCUUAACCAAUUACUGGGGCUAACCCCACAUAGAAUAAGAAUCAAAAGAACAGAGAGACUGAAAACACCCAAACCUGAUACAGUUAUUAACAACUUAUGUGCAUGAUAAGGUACCAACGUUGAUAUUUAAGCAAAGAAGUUACAGAGGUAUGGGGUAAUACCCUCCAAAUACUACAAGCACGUGUAAAUUAGACCUUUACAUCGUAAACUAAGGAAACUGAUUUCACAAAGAACACAGAAUGAGAAGUCCUGAUAAGGAUCUGAGUCUAAAAAUUAAGGAGGAAACAGGUUGUAGGUCAGAGCAAAAAGGAACAAGAUACAACUCUUAAGAUGGAUAGUACUCUAGAAUUGGAAGAAGAAAAUUUAAUUCAAUCAUUUCCUGCUUUACCAGUAGAGUCACAAAGUACUAUCAUAGAUAGAUUAAAUAAGCUGAGAGAAACACUUGCAGUUAGACAAAGAGAUGAGAAAGAUGAGAAGAAGCAGCCUCUGCUGAAUGUAGUUACCAUAGAAAAUCAAGAAUCCCACUUAAUGGAAGUACACCCGCAUGUUUUGGAGAAGUAUGAGAUUAUAGUAGAUCAACAUUUUAGGGCAGACACUAAUGAAAAUAAGAGAUUAUUUGCAUUGGUUGAUUCCAUUAUUCCAGGGGAGUGGACAACUACGUGGUAUUUAGAAAAACACGAACAGGCUAAUGUUUUGGAAAAGAUCCACAAAAUUAAAGAAACUAAAUAUGAUAGAUGUAUUUUCCCACCUACUAAUAAUGGAUGUGUGUUUAUAGAUAAAGAAGGGGGAUCUAAACCAAAUAAUGAGAGCUGACUGACUAAAUUGUAUAACAUGGAACUUAGCAGGGUGGAGAGGGAAACCUGUGGAUAGAGAGCUUGAAAUUUUCCUACAGCAAUUCACAGUUAUCUGCAUUCAAGAAACCUGGGCCCAAGAAAAUAGCCCCUCAGAGCAAAAUGGUUUUUCACAUUUUUUCCAUCUAGUAAAAAAAAAAAAGUCACAAAAGACGAGCAAGAAGGGGGCUGACCACCUUCAUUUCAGUGGAAAUAGGAGAGCCCUAUAUAUUACAAGGACAGUAUAACAAAGAUAUUGCUUUGCCAGUAGUAAUGCAAAAUAAAUAUUGGGGAACUUUGGUCUGUGUUAAUGUAUAUUUGCCCCUAGGCAAAACUGUACUGGAAAUAGAGAACAUUUGGAGAGAUCUAACUAAUUUAUUGGAACAUAUAGAUCAGGUACAUCCAGAAGCCAGACUAUUGAUCUUGGGAGAUUUUAAUGCAAGAAUAGGAACCCCAGUGGCAGGUAUGUACCUACCACUGGGAAUCCCUGAGGAGGAAGUUUUCCCUUUUGGUCACACCUUUAGAGAUAAGAAGACCAAUGAACAUGGUAAAAAACGUUUGGAGCUCUUAUAUAGUAACCACCGCUUCUCAUUACAUGGUACCCCCUUGGAUAAAUCAGAAGGUAAUUACACUUUGAACCAAAGAGGUGGUAGUGUAGUUGAUUAUAUUCUAAUUUGCCCUUCACUCCUUGCCUGGAUUUAUUUUAUGAAUGUUUUAGACAGGUCAGAGAGUGACCAUCUGCCUUUGCAAAUUAAAUUGCAGACUAAGAUUAAAACUUACAAAACAAUGAAAUUGCAUGAAGCAGAUAAAGAAGUAAUAGGGGAGAAAAGAAUUAAAUGGACCUCCAAGAUAAGAGAAGCUAUAGACGGAAAGUUACUAGAGCCCCUCAUGCUGGAGCGAUGCCCGGAAAAUCCAAAUGUAUUAAAUCAUACAUACCAUGAAAUAAUAACUGAACUUAGACCCUUGGUAGUAAAGUCAUUAACAUCUAAGACCCUGAACGGUCAGGCACGCAGAUGGUUUGAUGUAGAAUGUAGGCUGGCCAAGAAACAAUUAGCUAAACAUAUAUGAGGUCUUCGUGACAUUCGAAAACACCGGGAGCUAUUGAAGAAUUGAUUAACUUCUGGACUUUUAAUUAAAAAAACUCUUAAAGAAGAAAAAGGAAGAUUUUAAAAGAAAGAUAUGGCAGGAAUUAAGCUUAGUGAAAGAAAAGAGAGAGGAUAAAUGUUGGUAAUUAGUGUAAUUGGUAUGAAGUAAAACACAAAUUCCUGCAGGAAUAUGGGAAUCAGCUACAGUUUUUACCAGAAUGGCAGCCAAUAUCACCCCAAGAAACAGAGUUUCUGAUUGCCAGGCUAAAAACAAAAAAGGUGCUAGGGGAGGAUACAAUACCACCAGAGCUAUAUAAGAAUUUUAUUAAUUGGUGGCUCCUGUUUUAGCCCAGUUCACAGUAAUCAAUAAUACAAGUUCAAUACAAAAAGGAUGGAAUCUAAGCAUUGUAUAUCCUAUUUACAAAAAAGGAGAGAAUUAAAAUUACCAACCUAUUAGUCUUAGAGAUGUGUCAGCUAAAUUGUAUGCAAAUUUUCUUCUUCAAAAAUUAAAAGCAUGGGCCAUAGAAAAUGAUUUCUUUCAUGAGGAACAGGCAUGAUUUAGACAAAGUUAUAGUACUAUUGCCCAAUGUAACAUAUUACGGACUCUUAAUUAAAAAAACCUAAAGAUAUCUCUAAACAUCGUUUUGCUGCCUUUAUAGAUCUAUGGCAGCAUUUUAUACUAUAGAUAGAGCCCAUCUUUGGAUUAAAUUGAAAGGUACAAAUACAGAUAGAUUAUUAAUCCUUAUUAGACAACUGUACAUUGACACACAAAUAAGAUUAAGGUACGGAAUAGAAGGAUCAUUAACAAAUUCAAUUAAGACAAAAAGAGGAGUAAAGCAAGGUUGCAUACUGGCACCUACUCUGUUUAAUGUUUAUGUAAAUGAUGUUGUCCAUAUAUUGGAACAAGGGAACAUCUGUUCACCUGUAAUUUCUGGUAGGAAGGUCCAAAUCCUAAUGUACGCAGAUGACAUAGUGUUACUAUCCCACACUCAGUUAGGUUUGAAGAAAUUACUUAAAAGGUUUAUAGGAUAUUGCAGAGAAGAAAAACUCAGUAUAAAUUUUACAAAAUCCAAAAAAAUGAUAUUUGGUCAUCGCCCAUCAAAAUAUAAUUGGCAAAUAAAUGAAUAUGUAAUCGAACACGUCCAUAUGUGUAAAUACUUGGGUAGCCUCUUUGAAGAAAAUUUAUCAUGGAAAGCACAUAGAGAAUCUAGUGUUAUUAAAGCUAAACAAGUGAGUGGAGCAAUAUGAAAGUUCUUCUCAAAGGGAGGGGAAAUUAUAAUCUCCAUGUUAAAAAUAUUUCAAGCUAAGGUGAUAUGACAAAUGUAUGGCUUAGAGAUAUGGAGAAUAAAAUUUAUGCUAAAUCAUUGGAUGCAAUACGGAACAAUUUUUUGUGAAUAUUAUUAGGUUGUCCUCCAGGGACCCCAGCCUCUAUCCUUCUCACAGAGGUGGGUUGGCCCUUCAUUGAAGUGAGGAUACGGGUAGCACAUUUGAAGUACCAUAAACGGAUGUACAUGUUAAUGGAAGGUGACUAAUAAAACAAGAAUAUUUUCUUCCAAAGACUCAGGGGAAUCCAAUUGAUUCUAUCCAAAAUUUAAUGCAAAAAUAUAAGUUGCCAGAUUACUUUUGGGCUGUUUUAGAUAAAAAAGAAUUAAAGGUUAGCUUACGUGAAGAACAAGCUAUAGAGGACAGGAGGCUGAUGCAGAAAUCCAAAUUCCCCAAUGAUACCGCCUCUUUAAAAAGGAUCACUAAAGAGCCGGAUGCUUAGAAGAACUGACAAUGUUCCCCCUCCACAGGGCUUUUCUAGAAUUACAUUUACACAUCAUGCCUUCAGGUAUGCUGGAUGGCAUAUACAGAAAGCUUCCAACUUCCCAACAGAUCCGACGGCCCAAGGAAAAUCCUGGAAAAUAUCUUGUUUAGCCUAUCAACCUAUUCUGAAUUUAAGAUUAUUUGUUUUCUUUUAGAUGUUUACCCAUAUAUACCCUACAGAACAGCACUAUUUGCUCUAGCUGCAAGGAAACUGAGCAGAAAGAGUUAGUGAAAUGUGACAGACUAUGGUUAAGAGUUCUAAGAGUGUCUCCUUUUAGUUUAAAUCAGAUUUGCUAUAUUGUGUUAAAAUAUUUUUAAAAUUACACUGGAUUUUAAAUUUGUUGGAGAGCCAGUUUGGUGUAGUGGUUAAGGUGUUGGACUAUGACCUGAGAGACCAGGGUUCAAAUCCCCACAUAGCCAUGAAGCUCACUGGGUGACCUUGGGCCAGUCACUGCCUCUCAGCCUCAUGUAAACCCUAUUCAUAGGGUUGCCAUAAGUCAGAAUCGACUUGAAGGCAGUAUAUAUAUUUUUAAAUUUUGUUAUUUUAACAUGUAUUUUUAUUCUGUAGUAUUUAAUGGAGCACUUUUAAUAUUGUUAAGGCCAAUGGCUAGUACAAUUAAAAUUAUUCAUUCAUUCAUUCCAGUGUUCAGUUGGUAAUGUAUUUCAGGUGUUCUUUUUAUGACAACAUUGACAAUAACUGAAAUUAAACGAGCCUGUGAACUUUUU
Rhineura floridana is the source of this 8886-nucleotide messenger RNA. RefSeq names its product proteinase-activated receptor 1-like. The record is from RefSeq and is a predicted model, not a curated record. Gene Ontology annotation, cellular component: membrane. The transcript has 2 exons. Gene Ontology annotation, biological process: blood coagulation; thrombin-activated receptor signaling pathway; positive regulation of blood coagulation. Gene Ontology annotation, molecular function: thrombin-activated receptor activity. The coding region runs from base 214 to 1503 and encodes 429 amino acids. NCBI's taxonomy places the organism in Eukaryota, Metazoa, Chordata, Lepidosauria, Squamata, Rhineuridae.